Messenger RNA from Hermetia illucens (black soldier fly), 16672 nucleotides. It is a transcript of the gene Ca-alpha1T, whose product is annotated as voltage-dependent T-type calcium channel subunit alpha-1G. Gene Ontology annotation, molecular function: voltage-gated sodium channel activity; low voltage-gated calcium channel activity. The transcript is spliced from 23 exons. The record is from RefSeq and is a predicted model, not a curated record. Gene Ontology annotation, biological process: neuronal action potential; sodium ion transmembrane transport; calcium ion import. Gene Ontology annotation, cellular component: voltage-gated sodium channel complex; neuron projection; voltage-gated calcium channel complex. Bases 1222 to 9108 code for a protein of 2628 amino acids. NCBI's taxonomy places the organism in Eukaryota, Metazoa, Arthropoda, Insecta, Diptera, Stratiomyidae.
CGAGCGACUAAGAAUUUUCAUUGACUGUGGGUCCGCAUUCGGUUCCUUUUGCUGUUAGUGUUGUUGUUUUUCCUUUGUGGUGCUGAUCUAGUGAUACUAGGGCUAUUGUGUCUGCACGAGUGUAUCUCCAAAAAAAGUAUCUCACCGAGUUGCACUUUGUAUUCGAAACGGGACGGAAGAAGGACCAAUCUACUCGCUGGCCACCGACUAGGACCUCGACAAGUCUGGGAAAUUUGCUACCUGAGCGCCACCUGAGUAUCCAUAAUUUUCACAAGGUACCAGGACUACCAGGGGGAGCAUCCUGCCUUGGACGUUCACCAGCUUUUCUUCAUGAUUUCCCGUUUUUUUUUGCUUCAGUUUUUCUGUGAAAAGUCAGCACCUACUUUUGUGAUUUCAAGUGUUCCUGAAUCUGAGAUUCCUGAACAACUUUCACAUUUCCCCCAGAGCCAGGACGAGUUUUCAUCGUACAUGCUUAUGCGGCGGCAGCGAGCUGACACGGUUCGUUUGUAACGUUUAGUUUUCCUACGGUUGUGGAAAUUUUAAUUAGCAUCCGGUCAUAGUGAAAUGGAGGCUGCCGCUUUUCCCGUGUUUCGUGUGUACGUUAUCCAAAGUAAUUUUGCCGUGCUGUGAUCGUGUUUGGCUGAUUUUCGUUUUGUUUUCCCGGAAUUCCCGAGCAGCGCCAGGUUUCCAUCUAAUUUUGCUUUUCCAGCCUGAAUCGAGCCAGUAUCGAGCCAGAAUCGAAGAUUUCAGCGUAGUUUCUAGUGUAGUGGGACUGGGUGAUUUGUUGCGUUUUUUUAGUUGUUUCUGUGUUGUGUGUUGCGCGGGGUGGUUUCCAGCUUGGAGUCGUGGAGUCAAAGUCAAUUCAAAAAUAGUACAAGUAGUUCACGACGAGUACAUACUGUCCGCAGAUGAAAAUCCAAGAGGAAAAUCCGUGAUUUGUUUAAUCGCAGGACCGUGCCGUCUCGGACCAAGCGAGUGUUGGCUGGAAAAUAUUUUUAGCGUCGCUGGUAGACCGACUCCCAUUCAGCUGGAACAGUUUCGAUCGGAUUUUUUGGAUUAAUGAUGCACAACGGAUCCAAGAUUUGUAUUCGGAUACAGCUGGGAAAUUGUGUUGAAGGUUGUUGAUACGUACGCAGUUCACUUCAAGGAAUGGAAAUCUUAUAACUACGAAUGAUCAGUUAAUCAUCUAACUGAGAACAAACAUCCGGAAUACAUCGUAAGAUGCUGUUUCCUUUCCGUGAGGAUCGAAAUAGCGGAAAUCUGAUCAACGACAACUCUGACAACAACAAUCGAACAUCCAACGAAAAGAAGCAACACAAGUCCACCACUGGAUCGCAUGGCAAUCUGUCCACAAGGAGCCACGAUGCCAGCAACAUCAAAGAUCGUCCCGGUCAAAGGAGCACCAGUUCCAUGGCCAAUGCCAAAAGGACAUCGGGAUCGUGUAUGACUGGAACCGCGGAAGCAAGUAAAGGAGGUGUGAUCGUAGAUUUUAGUAAUUUAAAUGUUAACAACGCUAGGACAAAUGCUAGUGUGACUGCAGUAAGGGACGGGAAAAGUUCUAGUUGUAAUGAAAAUUUAGUUUCUAAUAGCGUCAAUACUACUAACACAAAUGCAAUUACGAAUAAGAGGAAUUCCGAUGAUGAUCGGGCUACGAUAGCAUCGCUAACGGCAAGGAGUCAGACGCGACAACGUCGUCAUCGGCAUUCGAGCGUGAAUAAUGGCUGUGAAAGUUACUCGAGCAGUCACUCCACAAUGCACUCGAGUGGCGGUUCGUCAAGUGGUUCAACGUCCUGCAGUGGAUCUUGCAGCGAUGAUGGCGAAUCUACAACGUCGUCCGGUGAGCCAAAUUUGCCUUAUCCUGGCUUUCCGGAGAUCGCGCUAAAGUAUUUAACUCAGGAUACGAGACCGAGAAACUGGUGUCUUCUACUUAUAACGAAUCCUUGGUUCGAGCGAGUGUCAAUUUUAGUUAUACUUCUAAACUGCAUAACUCUGGGAAUGUAUCAGCCUUGUGUGGACGAUGCAUGCGUGACAAAUCGAUGUAAGAUACUACAGAUAUUCGACGACAUAAUUUUUGCGUUUUUCGCACUGGAAAUGACAAUCAAAAUGGUGGCAAUGGGAAUCUACGGGAAGAACACUUACCUGGCCGACUCCUGGAACCGCCUGGAUUUCUUCAUUGUCUUGGCAGGACUUUUAGAAUAUGUGAUGCACGUGGAAAAUUUGAAUUUAACAGCGAUACGCACAAUAAGGGUGUUACGGCCACUGCGGGCUAUAAAUAGGAUUCCAAGUAUGCGAAUCCUCGUGAUGCUCCUGCUCGACACACUGCCAAUGCUGGGCAAUGUCCUGUUGCUGUGUUUUUUCGUCUUUUUCAUUUUCGGAAUUGUCGGAGUUCAACUCUGGGAAGGAAUUUUACGACAACGCUGCGUCCUACAACUACCGCCGAACGUUAUUGCACCCAACAUAUCCUUUUACUAUGAAUAUUCAAAGGAGCAGGACUACAUCUGUUCGAAACCUGAUGAUUCGGGAAUGCAUCUUUGCUCGAAUUUGCCACCGUAUCGAGUUGGACCUAUGCUUUGUGAUGCCUAUCCUCAUCCAUUCUCAAUGAAUUAUCCAACCAACAAAUCCUGCGUUAACUGGAAUCAAUUCUACACAAAUUGCACACAAUUGGGAAGCAACCCCUUUCAGGGAACAAUAUCAUUCGACAAUAUUGGAUUAGCCUGGGUUGCGAUAUUUUUGGUAAUUUCAUUAGAGGGUUGGACAGAUAUUAUGUACUAUGUUCAGGACGCACACAGUUUCUGGGAUUGGAUAUAUUUUGUGCUACUUAUAGUGAUUGGAUCAUUUUUCAUGAUUAAUUUGUGCCUAGUCGUAAUUGCAACGCAAUUCUCAGAGACAAAGAAACGAGAAAUGGAAAGGAUGCGUCAGGAGCGAGCUCGUUACACAUCCACCUCAACCCUGGCUUCAAGCACGAACAACUCAGAACCGACCACAUGCUAUGCGGAAAUUGUCAAAUAUAUCGCUCACCUGUGGAGACGUUCCAAGCGACGACUGCUUAAGAAGUACAGAUUAUAUAAGUGCCAACGACAGCAGCGAAAAGAAGGUUUGCUCCCUAAUGCCGAAAAUUUAACAUUCUCACCAAGUAGAAUAAAAGCCCAUCAUCCGAAAUGUCCUAAAUUUGGGCGGAAACCUUCGAAUAUUCAGGAACAGAUGAUAACCGUCAUGGUUCCAUUGAAUUCAAACAACAAUCUAAACUUACAAUCUUCUACUCAGAAUGUUAAUCUAAAUGUUUCCAAUAAUAACAACAACCACAACAAUCACGAGCACAAUUCAUCGCCGGAGAACUCGGAACAUUCGGCGGAGACAUCACGAGCCUCGAAUUUGAAGAAGGUCAACCACAAGGAUGAUAUUAGCCAGAAGACGAUUCUUCUAAAGAUACCGACGGGAAGUGAAUCAGAACAGUUAAUUAAUCCUUGCAAUUCCGGAUUUUUGAGCCCACCAACAUCAGCCAGGAGACGGUCCUCGGUUAUGUUCAAUGAUUAUGUGAUCCUGCAUACACCCCCGCCAAUACCUGAACCCACCACGGAUAAGAAUGUGUGCUCCUCCGAGAAGAUGACUCAAGCCGGCGAUGGAAGCAUUUGGCAGGUUAAUCUGCCUCAAUCAAUAGGCAGCCACGCUAUGGGCAACGCCUACACAGACUGUUCCGAAUUAAGUUUAAACGACGCCAUGACGUGCCAAGAGCUUCUUGCGUUUUCAGUUGCCUUUUCAGCAGCUCUCCCAACCGGACAAAGUACCUUGGAGUCAUUCUACUCAUCCCUGACCCACCAGCACAAUCAUCAACCAGCUACCACGCAAGCGAACCUCGUACAUUCGAAUUCACGCUACCUGGAGGACUACUCGUGCUGUUACGACCUCUACCAGAAUGCCUUGGAUCAAAUCGAGAGCAGAGAGAAGAAGCACUCGAAACUGUGUCAAGCCAUCAUAACUGUCUACAAGUUCGUCUCGAAAAUCUUUCACUUCAUACGAAAGCAUGUGAAGGCGCUGGUGGAGUACAAAUACUUCCAACAAGGAAUCCUGCUUGCCAUACUCAUUAACACCUUGUCCAUGGGCAUCGAAUAUCACAAUCAGCCAGAGGAAUUGACGGUCAUCGUGGAGACGAGUAACAUUGUCUUUUCAGCAAUUUUUGCAGUGGAGAUGUUCUUGAAAGUCAUCGCUGAAGGUCCUUUUCGAUAUAUCGCGAAUGGUUUCAAUGUCUUUGAUGGUGUAAUUGUUAUUCUCAGUGGAAUUGAAAUCUGCCAGCAGUUUUUCGGCGAUGGAGGCGGUGGAAACUCAGGACUAAGUGUUCUAAGAACAUUUCGACUCUUGAGGAUACUCAAGUUGGUACGUUUCAUGCCGAAUCUUCGAAGACAACUGUUCGUUAUGCUACGGACAAUGGAUAACGUUGCAAUUUUCUUCUCGCUCCUGGUCCUGUUCAUUUUCAUAUUCAGCAUUCUUGGCAUGUACCUAUUUGGCGGUAAGUUUUGUAAAUUUAUGGACGAAUCCGGGCAAGAAAGGGAAUGUACUUGCCCCGAGAUUAUCAGCAAACACCCACAAUGUGAAUGUGAUCGUAAACACUUCAACAACAUUUUAUGGGCCACAGUAACAGUUUUUCAAAUACUGACCCAAGAAGAUUGGAAUGUAGUUCUGUUCAACGGAAUGGAGAAGACCAGUCAUUGGGCCGCCUUGUACUUCGUCGCCCUCAUGACUUUCGGUAACUAUGUUCUGUUCAACCUGUUGGUUGCUAUCCUUGUUGAAGGUUUCAGUUCAGAGAGAAAUGAAAGGAGAGAACGUGAACAACGGGAGCUAGUGAAAAAGCUUCGCGAGGAAAAUAUGGUUGAAAACUUCAGUGAUAUUAUGUACGAAGAAUCGCGGAGCGGCUCGGAUUCCUCGUCAACGAAUGAAAGUUACUAUGACGUUAAGAACAAAUGGCAUAGUGCGGAGGAGCUAAGAAAGAUUGAGGAAGCAAAUCAGUCAAAAACGGAACCCAAAUGUAAUAUCCAAAAGCAACGAUUGCUGCAGCCGAAUUUAGACUAUAACAUAAAUGAGCUCACCCCGACUUCCGAGGCUCAAGGCAGUGCUAAUAAAACUAGCGCCGAUCGGGAUUUUGCGAGAAUCAAUGAAGAUGACAAAAAGAUAUUGAAAAAAACAUAUUCAAUAAAGGAGAGACGAUAUGACAAUUCAAAGACAGGAAACCUUCGAUCUCCUUGUAAUCCACCAAUUAUAAUGACAACUGCCGCAACGCCACAAGACUCUCCCAAUACGACACUUGAAUCAGGAACAACUUUCAAAAACUGGAGCCAACAAAAUCUUGAUGGGAUUGCCCUCAAGGAGCAAGUACUGAAGAGCUUCAGUACACCAUCCCUACUCAAACCGCCAUCAACCUUGAUCGGUCAAAGGAUAGCCGACGAACGCUUGCCAACAAUUGAUAUCAGCCCACCCUCCGCGGUGGGUUCACUGUUAGACUUGAAAUCGGUCAAUUCUAGUAAUAAUUACCUCAAUACCAUGAGCAGUACGAAUUUAACCGAACGACUAGUCAGUAACGAAAGACACAAGGAAAACACAGAUCCGCAGGCGGAACCCAAUUCCAUGAUGACUAGAAGUUCUAGCUUCAAACGAUUCCGAAGGACGAGUUCAAAAAAGAGCAAGAAAGUAACUGAUACGGAAGAUGAACCGGUGAUCCUAAACAACGAUCGCGACUGGUCAAAAACAAACAAUAGUGUAUCACGCACUAGCUCGUUCCUUCAACCUGCGAACAGGAUUCAAAAUGACACCCGUGAUGCCAACGUGCUGACUCCUCGGAAUUCGAUUAGAAGGAGUUCAACUAUUGGCAGACGAGCUUCGUGCAUCUACAACAACACCCAAUUCUACCACAAUCUGAACCGACAAACCUCCAUCAAAAACUACAGGAUGUCGAGGCGAAUGUCAUCCAUUGAACUGGCGUUCGAGAAAGCCUCAAACAUGAACAUAAACAAUAUUGAAAACCGGAAUUCCUUGGCUCUUAGAAGUUCCAAAAUCGAUCUAGAUAAAUGGCAAAAAUCUCUAUCGAAUUUAAAUAUUCCUGAAAGUCAGCCACCAGCAGCGACACAGCCAGCACCACUUCAGGAAUCUACUCAAAUAGGACGAAGUAAUAGCCAACAACAGCAAACGGAACACGUGACGAAGCUUAAAAUCCUUAUUGAGUUGCUGAAGCCUACGCACUUUAUACAAGAGCGUGAGGACUAUUCGCUAUAUUUGUUUCCUGAAGAUAAUCGGUUUCGUCAUGCCUGCAUUUGGUUCGUCAAUCAAAAAUGGUUUGACAAUGCAGUUCUGCUGUUCAUAGCCCUCAAUUGUAUUACGCUAGCCAUGGAAAGACCCAAUAUACCGCCCACUAGUUCAGAACGGUUUUUCCUUGCGACAGCCAAUUAUAUUUUUACUGUCGUCUUCACAGUGGAGAUGUUUGUUAAGGUGGUGGCGGCAGGGAUGUUUUAUGGACAAGACGCUUAUUUCACAUCAGGUUGGAAUAUUAUGGAUGGAUCACUAGUGACAGUCUCGAUUAUUGAUCUCCUUAUGUCACUAGUGAGUGAGUCAAGUCCUAGGAUAUUUGGAAUAUUGAGGGUGUUCCGCCUCUUGCGAUCACUGCGUCCACUCAGAGUCAUCAAUCGAGCGCCAGGAUUAAAACUCGUUGUUCAAACCUUGCUCUCAUCAUUGAGACCUAUCGGCAACAUCGUACUUAUUUGCUGCACAUUCUUUAUAAUCUUCGGCAUCCUUGGCGUCCAGCUCUUUAAGGGCACGUUCUACUACUGCGAAGGAGAGCACACUAAAGGAGUGAAGAACAAAACUGAUUGCUUGGCCAUUGAAGGAAACGUGUGGGUCAAUCGAAAAUACAAUUUUGACGAUUUAGGCAAAGCACUCAUGUCUCUCUUUGUCCUUUCGUCCCGAGACGGAUGGGUGAACAUAAUGUAUACGGGGCUGGAUGCUGUCGGCGUAGACCAGCAACCAAUCCCAAACUAUAACGAAUGGAGGCUCCUUUAUUUCAUAGCUUUCAUAUUAUUAGUUGGUUUCUUCGUUCUAAACAUGUUCGUCGGAGUGGUCGUUGAGAACUUCCAUAGGUGUCGUGAGGAACAGGAGAAAGAAGAGAAAAUCCGAAGAGCUGCCAAGCGAGCGCUCCAAAUGGAGAAGAAACGACGUAGAAUGCAUGAACCUCCAUACUACACCAACUACUCCCCAACAAGGAUGUUUGUGCACAACGUAGUCACCUCCAAGUAUUUCGACUUGGCCAUAGCCGCGGUGAUUGGGCUCAAUGUUGUCACGAUGGCAAUGGAAUACUACAUGAUGCCAGUAGCGCUAGAAUACGCACUGAAAAUAUUCAACUACUUCUUUACGGCAGUUUUUAUCCUGGAAGCAAUCAUGAAACUUGUUGCACUCGGCUUUAAGCUCUAUAUGAAGGACAAAUGGAAUCAGCUUGAUGUUGGCAUUGUGAUCCUGUCCAUUGUCGGAAUUGUUCUCGAAGAAUUAGAAACGAAUAUAAUUCCGAUAAAUCCCACUAUAAUUCGGGUGAUGCGCGUAUUACGGAUAGCACGAGUAUUGAAACUUCUAAAAAUGGCAAAAGGAAUCCGGGCCUUACUGGAUACUGUGAUGCAAGCCCUUCCUCAAGUCGGCAAUUUGGGACUCCUGUUCUUCCUACUCUUCUUUAUUUUCGCAGCACUUGGAGUUGAGCUUUUUGGCCGACUCGAGUGCUCCGAAGAAAUCCCUUGUCAGGGACUAGGAGAACACGCCCACUUUGCGAAUUUCGGAAUGGCUUUCCUUACAUUGUUCAGGGUGGCCACUGGUGACAAUUGGAAUGGAAUAAUGAAAGACACUUUACGAGACAAUUGCGAUGAUGCCGCUGAUUGCGUUAAAAACUGCUGCGUUAGCACGGUCAUUGCGCCUAUCUUUUUUGUGAUUUUUGUGCUUAUGGCGCAAUUUGUACUUGUCAACGUAGUUGUUGCGGUCCUAAUGAAACACCUAGAAGAAAGUCACAAACAGAUGGAAGAUGAAUUGGAUAUGGACACUGAAUUAGAACGGGAAUUCGUUAGAGAACAAGAGUUCGAGGAGGAACAAGCUUUGUGUUUGCAACUACAGGAAGAGCCCAACAAUAUUCAGAAAAGACCGCUGGAGAAAGUUUCAUCGCUUCCAUCGAACUUUACUUACAGUACACCGUCCUUAGAUAAAAAAUAUCUGCAACGGCGUCAGACUAUACAAUUUUAUAAUCAGACCUUAGGAUUGACCGACCUGGGUGGCCAAGCAUUUCGAAAAAGUCCUAUUUUCGACGAAAAGGACAGUAUCACUGAAGAGGCUGUUGAAAAUAGUUUUAAUGAAACUGAAGACCAGCCUCCUCAGGAUAAUCAAACGCAAACACCUAAACUCUCCAAACCGAAACGGACCUCAAUUUUGCGCAGAAAGAUGCUUACUAAAGAACGAUCCUUAGAUGAACAUGCUCAAAGACGCCGAAGACUAGAAACUAAAAGAAUGAGCUGCGAUAACCUACCGUGGAGAAGCGAAGCCCGCCGAACUAUAUUCGAAGCAACGGAAUUCGAUGCAGAACCAGAAACAGAUAUGCGGAAGUUCAAAAGUGAAGAAUAUCCGACUGUCAAGUCUGAUUUGGGAGUUGAUCUCGAUCCUCUACCAGAAGCGGAACCCAAACACCACGAACCGGACCUAGUAGAACCCAGAACGAAAAAUCGUCAAGUGACGAAAUCAAUUUCGCUUGACCCAAAUCCUAAAUCAUCUUUCCUAGUCGUGCCCAGAUCGAUGCCACCGCGAAGCCGAUCUGGAAGCACAAAACAAUUGUUUAAACAGAAAGCCCUGGAUGAAGAUCCUGAUAUAGAUGAAAGCUCACUUUUACUUCCUACGGCAUCACGAUCUCAGCAUACUGGAAAUGGACGAUAUGACCAGAUCAAUGAGCGACAGGAGUCUUUAUCGAAGUCUGACUCAGCGGAGAUACUAAGAAUCAUUUCAGAACGUCGACGAAUGGACAAGAGAGAUACUUGCGGAAACGAAGAUUCGGACUACAAUGAACUACUCUUAGUGAAAUCACCCCAAUCGUCAAUGGAGGCCUAAACAAAGAUUUCGUAAAGUCUUUUUCUAAAAACUAUUUUAACUUCUAAAUCUUUCUAUACGGAUGGAAAUCUGGAAUGUUAUUGGACAUUAGAUAUUUCAUAAUCAAUGAUUAUUAGAUAAAAAACUAAAUAUUUGGUUUCAGCGUGAAAUAACCCCAACAAAAACAAUAGUUGCAAGGAUCAAAGCCGAACUUUAUAUGAUUGGUCAUGGCAGAAUCCUUUCUUCUUCUAAGGUCAAUCAUCAUAUUUGGAAGGAAAGCCAACCCCUCUUAUUUGAAGUCGCCUAAUUACAUAUUGAGGUUCAUAAUGCCGAUGGCAAAUGUCUCCAGCUAGUCUGCUGGUCUGUUGGAGAUGAGUACGAAAGAGUCUCAAAACUUUUAUUAUUCGCACUUGUCAAUACAUUGAAAGAACAAAGAGUUAGAAUGGAGCCUUCCGAAAAGGAACUCUUAGCAAUGAAAGAUAAGCUUGACAUUCGGUAGAACACUUCAGCAAUAAAAAUUUCUGGUACCUCAGAAUAAGUUAGGAUGAAGAAAUGGGGGAACCAUAGUAUAGCUCCUUGUACUUAAGUAUAAAAUGUUAGGUCAAUUGCACUAUUCAUUGAUACGUUUGCUUAAUAAGUUUCCUGGCUGCCUUGUUCCCAGAUAGGGCGAAUGUAGAAGCUUCUUUCAAUGGUAUCAGACAUAACAGACAUUAUCAUCAUCAUUUGCAUCAUUCAGCCCGCGAGAUAACUCUGGUCCCAGGGCGAAACCUGUCCCGACGUACUUGACAGCCUGCAAAUUCCCGCUUUCCAUAAUAAUAGAAAAUAAGCGGAUUGGUUGUCAUUUCCCCGAGGUUUUAAACAUGUGUAUACAUCAAUCCGUCUCCUCAGACAAGUUUCAUACAAAGAAAACCCUGAUCCCUUCAAUUUUAUCUUCAUGAGCCUUGAAAUACGGCAUGGACCGAUGCUUUUGCUGUGUCAAUAAUGGUCUCAUGUUCUCAUGUCAUCCCACCCUUUAUAUGAUGUUUGUUUGCAUCGCAUGAAGAUGGGGAGAUGCAAGAAAGUCAAGUUUGUCCACGAACGCAACCGCAUCAUCCCCACUAAAACCCAGUCCCUACUUUCUCCUACUUCUACCCCACGUAACAGCUACAUGAAUUUGACCAUAAGUUGCUACCUCGACCUUCUAUCAUAGUAUGCGUUAGUUUUGUGUGAGUUUAAUUGAGAGCUUAGGUCUACCGUCUGCCAGUUUUGCCCUACUUUAAGUACCUCCCCAACUAAUCAUCACAUUUCGAGUGUUUCAUUAAGUCCCCCUCUCCCUUAGAAACAAUAGAACAUUCCAUUUUCUAGUUCUUCAUAUGUAUUGCCGCAUAAGAGACCAUUUUGGGAAGUUCUUUUAAGUAGCAGAGUAGUCGCGAGGGAGGGAAGCUCUGGUUCUAAUACUGUCAAGGCCGGUGGGUGUGAACACCAAAAGACCCUCGUUGGGCGCUGUGUUAUGAAGAGAGUAGGCCUUGCAUUACCUUGACAGCAAUCCGGUCACUAAGACCGUCAACUAACCAAACUCCCCUAACAGGUUUGCCAGUCGUAAGCACCGACUGCGCCAGAUAAUGUAUGGAACCGGACGGCACGGUAGUAAUUUUGUACUGAUGAAGGGGGUAAGUUGCUCCUGAAAUAUAUAUCUACACUGAUAAAUAAAAAUUGUAGUUUGGAGGAAGCUACCGGUCUAACAAUUUUCGGACGGCACGUGCUAUAAUUAACUGGAAUGUUAGCAUUUCGGCAAGAUGAGGUCCGCAUGGUCUUGGUUCUCAAAUAUUAUCUCUAUGUCCUGACAUUCGGGUUAGCAGUAGCACGUGCGGGUCUGGUUUCAUACGUCACGUAGUCGGUAUUCACGACUGGAAAACCAGUUAGGGGAGUUUGGUUGGUUGACAGCCUUGGUGAGUGUGACGGUGCCAAGGUUAUGCAUCGCCUGCUCUCUUCGUAACAAUGUAAAGUUGUCGAUUUCACCUGACCACCUUCAGAGAACUCCAAACACAUAUCGGCAAUUCCGCACCAACAUCAGUUGAACUCCUGCCGUUAAAACGUUUCACAUAAAAUUCGUAAACGCUCGCUACUUAAACUGACCCAUUCAUAGCUGAUAGGCCGACCAGACCCCACUCAACUUCUGAUCGCUACUUAACUGUGGGCUAUUCAGCCGUAGCUGACAGGUCUACAGGAGUGUAUAUGGUUGGUAUAAGGAAUUCUGUCAAAUGAUAAUUCACCUCCGCAUGUCGUCUUGCAGUCUAUUUCUUGAUGUAAAAAAAGAGCUUAUGGGACCGCCGACCGUCGUUAUUAAAACCUUUCAUAAGCCUCCCCAUUCAAGUCCAGAUUAAUUGUUAAAUUAAAUGACCUUAGGCAAGUAAUGCAUUUCUAUUCCACAAGAUUAAUUGGGAUCGCAGAACAUGCCCGACCUCUUCGGAAGUGGCUCUGAAGGCGCAUCUACCUCUUAGCACAGUCAAACGAUAUUCUGCACCUACCGUCUAGCGGUUUACUUCCGUGACCAAUGCGCUCGGCCUCAACGAGCGUUGUUAGCAGAUGGAUGGGAAGUGAUGUACUGGCUAUGAACAGGAUGCAUUUAUGCAUUGGUGCGCGUCUAUAUGUUAGGCAUCAUCCUUGCUAACGACUUGCCAACAUUUGAAGUGCUAAUCGUGUUGCUCUUCCUCUAUUUAGUGAUCUAGAUUGGUUUCGUCUAUUCUCCCGCCAGAUCUUACCAGACUCCUUCCAGGUAUAUUUUCACUGCACUAACGUUUUUUCUACUUGGGUGUUCUCCAGCGUCCUUUGGGUCUUCCGUAACUACGAUCAUGACCGGAUCAUUGGCGAACUCCACUAUGGUUGUCUACUUCGGGGCAGUACUUAACCUUUGCAUGGCAUUCUACGCCGUCAUCAAGCCCUUCCUUCCAAUCCUUCGUAGAUAUUAUUUUCUAUUUCUAACAGCAAUUAUCACGAAGCCGUCUAGUGAUGUUUUAUAUUGCGUCCUGAUCAGGAAAGGGCUCAAAACUACUUUUCGUAGAAACUUCAAUCAAAUCCUUUGUCCUCUUAGUUUCUUCACCACUACGCAAACCGCAUCGGGGAUUGAUUUCACAUACUUUUAAACUUGGCUUUGUGGUGUCUAUAAAUCGCUGUUAUAAUUAUUUAUGGUUCGCUCUACAUUUUACUCAUUGACAAAGCCUUUUCACUAGGAGACAUGCAGACCAUAAUUUAGCAGUUUCCCUAUUCUAUCGGUAUUGGGCCCCUUGUUGCAAUUCAAAGCACUCAUGUUCUGAUGUACAUCCCAUUCUUUCUCUUGCAAUAUCAUAUACUGUCCAGCUGACAACGAUUCAAUCAACACAUGACCUCCUUUUGUAUUUUAAAUUAAAUGUCUGCUCCCCGCAAAUACAUGCAGAUCAUGCCUUCGACAGAGCAAUAUGCCGAAACCGAUCAGGACGAUCCGACCCCGCUUGUGAAAUCACAAAGGCUAAAGAGAAGUCUACUCCCCGCUUGUUUUUCCAGCCGUAGAUGGAUUGCCUGGUAGUCCCUAUAAGUGUGUCGCCAAUCAAGGUUUCUUACUAACGUCGUACUCACUAAACGCUGACGCCUUCCUCGUAAAACCCCCCUUAGUCCUCUGCAGCCUCGUUAAAUGGUUCCAUAAAUUUUGUUUAAAUAGGCGUCGAUCAGAAAGCCGCUGAAAUUCUUCUGAAAGAGCCCAGCGACAACAACAGCAACAAUCGUUAGUGAUUUUUUCCUUAUCUUUCAGCAUUAAGUGUUGCAUUGCUUAAGUCUCCCUACGCCGAUCGCUAGAUAUCGAUGUGCCACUUCCAAAAACCACGGGGUCUGGGUUACCUAAUCAUCCACGGGUAAUAUACCUUUUUCAUUAUCAUCGUCAACGGCGCAACAGCUGGUAUCCGGUCUAGGCCUGCCAUAGAAAGGAAGUCCAGACAUCCCGGUUGUUACACCAAGGUCAACCAAAUUGAUAUCUGUAUGGUGUUCUGACAGACACCAAUGCUCCACGUGAGGCAAGGUCUGACAUAGAAAUUGCCCUUAUAGACUUUCAAAACUAGAUCAUCCUCGCCCAUACGGAUUAAGAAACCCUCCAAUCGCAACCUGUUAAGCUGGGGUUUUAUCCCCAAUUAGACGAUCAUGACAUCGCUCAUACGGAAUUAAGUUUCUCCGAAUUAUAUUUUUACGGCUAAAUUUAAGCUUGCGUCCCCGGAUCAAACACGUGGCAAUAGUUCGCUUUUUUCCCCGUGAUAGGACGCAUUUUUCAUUUUGCCAUUUUUUUCCUAUUUAGAUAACCCACCAUCGGUAGGCAGCCGACGAAGGUUCUGUAGACCUUAAGAAAUAGUUCCUACACGUCUUCUGAGUUAGCUUGAGAAAUAUUCCGUUUUCUCUUCACUCUAUCUGUCCUUUUUAUUUUCUUGAUGAAAUGUUUCUCCUAACUUGAAUCACGUUAGGAGUAUAUUAAAGUGCCAUGCUGAAUUCCGAAUCGGUUCUGGUAUUAUCCACUCUACAUGAGCUGCUACCGCUUUGCUAGUGUUAAAUACAGUAGCUUCCCUUCUGUGCCUCCGCUUCUGCUUCUUCUAGUUGUUUGUACAUCUGUUUCACCAUUGCAACUAGGGCGUCCCAACCCGAAUUCGAUUACACCAUGCGCCUUACUAGAUUUUCCACCCUUAAACGGAUAUUUAGUUUAGUUUCAAAGUUUCACCUUGAGCUUUCACAUCUCGGGCAGGUGAAGGAAAUGGUUUCUGAAUCUUCGGCUGUACCGGAACCUGUAGAGGUAUCGCCUGCACCCAUCGUGUCUCGUUAAGAACUGAGUCAAAUCGUAACGCGUCUCACUGUGGUUUCACUUAGUCCACAUAUGAGUACUUAUGUUUGGGAUAACCCUGUGAGUCACUUUGCUUACCUAGGCUUGCUUCCUGAUUAUCGUAUCAGCGGCUUGCCUAACUGCAUGAAAUAUCCACUAAAAUCACCCCAGCAAUUACGCAUGCAACAUGUUCGGAGAGCGCUGAUAUGCAGAUUCAAGCUAUUUACGAUGUUUUCUAUCUCUCACCAUGUUUCUGAUGCCCACGAUGGUGGCAUAUAAAAGAACAGAGUUGACGACUCGUAAUAAAAGUAAUCGGUGGCUGUGUUUCGGGCCGACUACAUUUAGAAGCAUCCUUGCUAAUGCUGAGAUGAUGGUAGCUGUUUUCUGCAAGAUUUUAAGACUCACCCUGGAGUUGAAAGUUCCUCGAAAGUAUUUCAGCGAAGGCAAGUUUCAGCCCGAAUUCUUUAAGCCAAGACUUGAUCGUCCAGAUGAUCUUGUUCGCAUAAAUCUCUACUUUGAAGGUGGGAUUGCAUAUUAUGACUACCCCGACUCCUGGUUAUGGAUUAUCUGCUCGAUAACCUAUGGAUCAAACCUCGUUACAGGAUUAAUACAAGCUUUUGUAAUUUUCACUAUACUAGGAACGAACCUUCCUUUGGGCAGUCAAUGUAAACAUGCUUGGUGCUACUCUAACUGCCAGUGUCCUGCCGUCCUGAUUCGACUGCGUUAUCCCGGACUCUUCUUGCUGCCUAAAGAACUUUGUCUGCGAUUACUGGAAGGAUUUCUUCAGCAUACGUUGAUAUCUUUGUGAAGGUAGUUUCCGAAUGUUGUGGAAAAAAACCAAAACAAUCUCCCGCAGCUAUCUAAGGCUCAUUAUAGGAGAGGACCUUUUACCUUUCAUUGCCGACAUAGUCGACUUGACUGUCAGUUUGUGAUCACACUCAUAUUCUCCAAAAUGGUUACUCCUAUUUAUACGAAACUUGGUGGAGCUGCGGGAGCUGUGAAAGUUUGCUCAUACGGUGAGUAACAUCGUUCUACAUUGAGUUUAAGGAGUAGGGGCCAUAGAUGCGAAAGGGAGAUGUAAGGUAUCCGGGAUAUCAGAUGAAAAGUCUCGAUUAUCACUCUCCAAAGCUGGCCUCAUUUGGGACAUUCGAUGCAAGAAGGGGGAAGGUGGAAACUGGGAAGCGAAAAUUUCUUUGACAGACCCACUCUCAGGAACUGGCUAACCCCAAUUUUUUUUUUAAAAAUAUUUUGAUAUAGGAAAUUGAAAAAAUCUUUCUGCCUGAAGCAUUGAGCUUCCGUUUUCCCGCCUUACUUUCUUUCUCCCGUUGCAAUACCAAUUGCAUUUUAUAUUCCGACCUGAUUGUGCAAUGUCCCUGUUGCUACAAUAAUGGAGAUGUGGUUUCGACUGCUUUCAGACCUAGUAUGACUAGAUAACUACUGCUUUACUUACAAACCCCUCUCCCCUACUUGCUGUCAUCAAGGAUAUGAAGCCUUAUUGUUAGAAAAGAAAACUUAAUCUCCCGCUUUCUGUGAUUUACCCUAGAGUGAUCCGGAUUUAAGGUGGGUAAGUUGGCGGGGGGGGGGGGGGCUAGAUCGAUGUUUUUCUCUCCUUUCCUUGUCCAAUUAACUUUCAAGUUAGAGUUUCAGAUGGAUUUCCUUCUGGGUAUGUCAUUUACCUCAACUGAAGAGCAGAUGUCCACAUCUAAAAAUAAUAAUCAAAGACGGCUUUUCAGCCUCGAAGCAAAGCAGAGGCAACUCGUCAGAAGCUGCCUCACCCUUGCCCUGGGAGCAGCGUCACUGAAGCGGCUCCCAAAUAUUAAAAUGCUUUUUUAUAUAAUUCACAAAUCACGAUAUUCCUGCGAAUUAUAUUGGCCAGUGCUAAAAUAUUUCAUUUAAGGAUUGAGGAUCCUAAGUCCGCAUCCACUUGAUGUCGGACCUAACUAAGUGGGAAGAAAUUUACUCCCUCUUUUUUUGGUCCAGGGACCCCUCGUUUUGGAUUUAGCACCCAAGCCUCAAAAAAUAAUAACUGAAGACCGCUUUAUGACCUCGUACCAGGUUAGAGACAAGCAUAGAUGUGUGCGAGGAGGUACCAUUUCCUUAAACCGAGCAGCUCUUGCUCUUCAUUGUGGAGGGUGUUAUUCUCACUCUUCGAUUCUUCUGAAUAUAUUCCUCAGACCGUAAAAUAAAGAAUGUACACCGGAAACAAGGAGAACCUAUACAUCAUGGGUUCUGGUAUCUAAGUUGCUACAAUUAUUUUUAUCUAAAGAUGAGAUUUUAUUUUUUGUUCCCCCUUCGCUUGCAUUCUUUGCUUUCUUCUGGCUGAGGAAGGCUUUGCAGAAAUCUGUUGGUUGAAGUUGUUUACAGACUUUCAGGAUCUUGCUAUUUGUUAAUUUUGGACUUUUCCAGAAUUUGCUAUGCCAUUUUCGUUGUUUUCCUUAUUUAUGAGAGCAAAGUUACUCAUCGAGCGCCUAUUUCAUUAUAUCUAGAUGGUCCCAGUUUAAUCGUAUUCUAAUUUAAAGGUUCUAAUUGGAGCAUUUUAUUAUAAGCAAAAAAUAAAUAUUGUAGUAUUUUGUUGGGGUAAUUUUAGAAAAUUUAUAAACUAUUCAAUAGAAAUUACAAAGAAAUUAAUUUUUGAAGAAGACGAAUUAAUUCAAUUCUAAUAAAAAGAUAAUUUCAACUCAAUAACUACCAACAACAGUUCCAGAUUUUCACCUUACGUUCAAUUCAUCUAUAUAUACAUUGUAAAAACUCUAGUUGUAGUUUACUAUGUAGAAA